Messenger RNA from Cottoperca gobio, 3741 nucleotides. It is a transcript of the gene dazap2, whose product is annotated as DAZ associated protein 2. Lineage: Eukaryota; Metazoa; Chordata; Actinopteri; Perciformes; Bovichtidae. The transcript has 4 exons. The record is from RefSeq and is a predicted model, not a curated record. Bases 185 to 694 code for a protein of 169 amino acids.
CGCGUGCGUCGAACCACAGAUAGAGAACGGCUUACGUCACCACUUCCACAACAACAAGAAGCUGAAAAACAAGGAAGUGAACGAUUGUGAAGCCGUAACCUGUUUUAAAGGCCGUGACAAGAUAUUUACGCAGAGCUCCUCCGUUGAAUCUGAUAUUUCUCAGCCGCAGGAUCCGUCUACCACAAUGAACAACAAAGGUUCAUAUCCACAGCAGGCUGUGUACCCUCAGCAGAGCUCUGCACCUGUAUACCCUCCUGCUAUGCAAAUGUCUCCUCAGGCACCUCCUUACACAGACACACCACCUGCAUAUUCUGAGAUCUACCAGCCCAGAUAUGUGCUUCCACAUCAGGUGCCCGGUCAGGUGGCACAGAUGUCCUCUCACUACCCCGGUGCUCAGAUGUUUAUGCCCAUGCAGCCACAUAUGCAAGUUGGGCAAAUGGGCCAGAAUGUCCCCAUGGCUUACUAUCCCAUGGGCGCCGUGUACCCCCCUGGUUCAACAGUGAUGGUGGAUGGUGGCUUUGAUGCUGGUGCUCGCUUCACAGCAAGCAGCGGCGUUUCCAUCCCACCCCCCCCUCCUGGACAUCCCCCCAACGCAGCUCAGCUGGCUGCCAUGCAGGGUGCCAACGUUGUAAUGGCACAGCGCAAGAAUAACUUCUUCCUGGGUGGAUCCAGUGGAGGUUAUACCAUCUGGUAACAGCAACUCCGUCACGCCUAAACCGUGUCCCCCGUCCCAAAACGAUGCCCCAGUUCUUCCCCCCCCAUCCCAUACGCCUCCCUCUUCAGGCUGCUUGGCCAUGCCACAAUACUGAUAUCACCUAACGGAAUGUAAUAUUUUAGAGCCCUUGUGAAAGGUACAGUACUCCACUUCUGACCUAGAGAUCAAAUGAUGAAUGCCACUGCCUGGGGAGGACAAAUGCAAAUUUCUAAUGUCGUAGAAUUCAUUCCAAGUUUCCACAUCGGGUCUAACCCUGUGGUCAUUCCAGAUUGGACCUCUUUCAGGCAUCUGUAUUUGUUCCAGAGACCUGGUCUCCUUUUGAUCGAAUGGAUCACAAAUUCCAUCGAGAUGUUCUUGUAUACCUGUAAAAGCUACGUAAAUUAAAUAUUGAGAUAUCCGAUCUGCAUUCUAUAGUUUAGCAGCUUUAUGGUGAAAGUGAAACGCAGUUUACAAAGUUGCAGUUAAAGUGCAAAAAAAAAAAUUCCAUUUGUCUUUUUUUGAAAACUUCUAGUGUAGUUAAAUUAAUAAAUGUGUAAUAGUUUAAUGUAAAUACCAGUAUGAUGAUCAUGAGACGUUGCAUCUCAACUAUACAACAACAAACAAAAAAAUAAGGAGCAUCUCGGAUGCUUUUAGCUAGACUCGUCUUGUCCUUUGCACAGUAUCCAAAAUAUCUCGGCAAAUUGGUCGUACAGUCUCCGACAGAUUGUUACGGUUCAAUCACUUGUAAAUUAAAUAAAUUAAACUGAAGCAAAUAAUUAAAGAAAAGAUUUCAUGCAAUAUCCAAAGUGGUUUACUGUACCUUGUUGGGCGAUUUGUAGAUGAACAUAGUCAAGUGCCAAAGAGCACUGGGGGUAGCCCCAAUUUAAAGCAUAUUAACUUCAGUAAACUUAAAGGAAAGAACUUUAAAAUAAAUCCAAAUGGUAAGUUGAACGGGAAGGGUGGUUGGUGUAACAUUUUAGCCUUUUUUUGUUUUUGUUGUCUCCUGUUUGUAUUUCACAGUCGGAUACCCAGAGAUUAUACACUAAAUGUUUUAUUGUACAGACUUCAAGAUCUACUCUCCGCUGUUGUUUCUCUUCGUCUCGUCACACAGGAUCAUUUGGUAUCAAACUAAUUUUUUAAGUAUUUAUUCACCGUAGGAAAAAUGUCACCUUUGUGAUAGCGUUAGUUUCUUGUCAACGUAUUCGAAGCUUGAGGAGACUUUAAUAAAUAUUUCAGUGUUUUUCUUUUUCCUUCAUUACUCUCCACAUUCCCAUGAGUAGUUGAUGCAUCCGUACGAGCGCGAGCCGCUCGGUCCACGCCGCUCUCGUGUUUGGUUGUGACCGGAAGCGUCACAAUUUAAAAGCAAACGUAUCGUGGAGUUAGCGAAACGAGACUGUUGGUGAAACGACCGUCAGUCCGACAUGACUGCAGAUUAAUGUCACUUUGUGGGCCGAUGGCAUCUUUAACUUGUUGCAUUCUUUUGCACCUUUACUAUGUAGAACAUUUGAUGAAACACUUUUUAUUUGAGAUGCAAAGUGAGGUUGCAGCUGAGGGCCGACUCUUUUUAACUUCUGCUUUCAUGACUUCUUAAAGAAAGCUAUGAGAUUUUAAACCUUUUAGAUUUCAGAACUUGAAAAACACAAGGUUUAAAAAGACGGCACUAGAACACCAAGUUUAAAACCAACAAUUAAAACACAAUAAAAGAGGUACCGGUCGUGUGCAGGAGUGGAUUCCCUGACGUUGCUUCUUCAGAGGGGUGUGGCGCCCACUUGCAAGUCGAAGUGUUAAAUAACCUGCACGUGAAUGCGAGGAGGCGCCAUCACUCGCAGCAUUAUUGUUCAUUGUUGUGCUGCUAAUUAAACGUUAGAAUCUUUACAUCCUGCGUUAUCUGAACUGGAUACGUGAACGUGCAUCUGUAGAUAUUCUUCAUUUGUGUCUGGUAGCGUCACUGGGUAUCCGACACACCGUAUCACGUUUUAACAGCUGUGGCCGCCGCGAUCGACCUUUAGUGUUUUGCAGCGUUGAGUCCGAGCGACCGGCUGUCUGGACACGUGAACUCUCAGAGCUCGGAUGUUCCACUGGUCUCUGCUGGGGAGCGGCCACAGCUGUCAGAACUGUAAUGUUGAUUUCCUGCUUUGAUUGUGUGUAAAGCAGCAGACUGGGGGCUUGGUCCCAGCAAUAUGAAGUACUGUAAACUACGACUGAACAGUAGAUGCUAUGCCAACCACAGCUCAUGGAUUACUCUCUGUUGAAGGAUUAUGGACAUUUAUAGUUCAGGGAUUCUCUUUACAAUAUUUUGUAAACAUAGAUGCAUGUACUAAAGUGAUGUGAUAAGACUUUGGUACACAUUCUAUCUUUUAAGAUUACUAAAGGAGAUGAGUGUCAAAGAUGGAAUACUUUGAGGAAAAGGUGCACUUAACCUUUUUUAUACUAAACUUAAAAUUUAAAAUGUAAGUUUAGAAUAAAGGUUAUUUUGGAAAUUUGAAAUGCUGCAUGUUUGUUUUAAUUUUAUUUACAUAUACGCUGUAUUAGAACAGGGCCGUUUUUAUUUUUAUUUCAAGAUUGUGACCUGAGAUAACAUCUGGGGAUUUUGGUUAUUGUUUAGUUGUGAUUAUAGCUUCAGUGUUGUCUUUCCCUGGCCGGGCUUGCAUCGCAGGUUCCAACGCUUACGACUUAUUACUUGAUUGUUUGAGCGGAUGCUUCUACUUGCUUGGCCUUCAUACCAAUAUCACUAAAGAUUUUUUGUCAUAAAUAAGUAUCACCCACCUUAGUUUAGUAUACAUACUGUAUGAAAGAAUCAAUAACCAAAAUAUUGUCACUUUGAUAUAAAAGGUAUUGAGUCAAAUAUGGAUGUGUAUUUUUGUCACUCACCGAGCGUUACACCGAGUCGCCAGGAAGGCUGCAAACAACUAAUCCGAAGAUGUUCUGGAAAACAUCUCCAUGUUUGAGAGGAAUCCCUUAAAGUGGGUGAUUAAAGUUUAUUGCCUCCACAGCAUAAGAAUCCAACGGCCCACAAGAAAUCUCACCUUUAAUAAAGAUCAAAUUCA